Molecule: messenger RNA, 843 nt
Organism: Aegilops tauschii subsp. strangulata
Lineage: Eukaryota; Viridiplantae; Streptophyta; Magnoliopsida; Poales; Poaceae
Biological process (GO): shoot system development; root development
Source: RefSeq, a predicted model, not a curated record
AUGGCUCUCAACUUCGGUCGAUCCAUCUCAUUCCCUCUCACGCCGGCGAGGACGUUCUCCAAGCCUCGCUACCUCCGCUCCGUCAGCCUCCCCGGCACCACCUCCUCCCACCCGCUCCUCGCCAACCUCCACGCCCACAUGGCCGCCCUCCAUUCCUGGAUCCAGCAGGGCCCUUCCUCCUCCCUCCCGUCCGGCCUCGCCGCCAUCCAGGCGCUCCACUCCUCCCUCGCCGACCUCCUCCUCCUCCCGGAGUCUGGGGCCGCGCUUCGGUGCCCUACCAGCAACGCCGCUGACCGCCUCCUCGACGCCUUCCUCCUCCUUGCCGACGCGCACCAGGGCUUCCAGGGGUACCUCCUGUCGCUCAGGCACACCGCCACCGAGUCCCGCGCCGCGUUGCGCAGGGGCGACACCGGGAGGCUCGCGUCCGCUGCCAGGUCCCAGCGUCUUGCAGAGAAGGAGCUCGCCCGCCUCGCCGCGUCCGUCUCUGCCGUCUUCUCCAAGAGUGCGCGGCUGAACCUCGUCGCCGUUAGCAGCGAGGAGGGCGAGAUGGCCUACGCGCUCGUCGAGGCGGCCGCUGCCAGCGCCGUGUCCUCCGCGGCCGUGUUCUCGGCCGCCGCGUCUAUGUCGUCCGCGGCGUCCUCUUCCAAGAAGACGGCCACGUUUAUUCCUGUGUUCGCCAGGAGGACCGUCACGGGGACGCCGGAGACGGCGGAGGCCACAGUGGAGAGGCUGCGCGUGCUGGAGCGGUGCUUGGACGAGUGUGAUGGCGCAUGCGACAUGGUGUUCAAGAGCGUGGUGCAGACCAGGGUUUCACUGCUCAACAUCAUGACGCCUACCAUCUAG